AUGGCUGCUCGGCCGGAGACCGCUCGCAGCGAGAUAUCAUCAGCCAUAUCCGAAGAUGGUUACGUUUCUCGACCGCAAUCGGGCGUCCCUCCGCCUGCCCUUCCUAAUCCGCCCACGUCCCAGCAUGGCUACGCCCAUCUCAGAGGCAUCACACAACCUACGAACCGGUCGAUAAGAAGCAACGCUUCUCCGGCGAUACCCGCCGCGCCUUCCAGUACUGCAGGGUCUAGUCGCCCGCAGAGUCCGGUCUCGCUGGCCAGUCGCACCCACGUUCCGUCAUUGACUGCACAAGGCUUCUUCAAACCCAUGAGUUCUCAGAGAUUGCAGGCGCAAAGACUAAGAAAACCUCCGGGAUCGAGGGCGAUGCAGAAUCCGACACCCAUUCCGGACGGUGAUGGAGACGAGGAUGCGCGAAGUGUGGCGUCUAGUAGACAGGGCCCUUUCCAUGCGAUGCCCACCACCCAUCGUCCAGCACCGUCCAUCACAACCGAGUAUACUCAGUCAGAGGCACCAGACACUCCGGAUGCCGUGUCUCCCGACUUUGCUUCUCACCAUGAAGCCGAUACGCAGCUAGUCAAUGGCGCACCUGCCCAGAAACCACACCGCCCAUCCCGCCUCAACAUAGCUACAACCAAUAAAGGUGGCGAAGCACCCCAGAAGUCACCGAUGUCCUUUCGGUCUGGCCUCAGCCUGGGCAGCAAACACCGGCUGGAAGCAGGCCAUCAACAGCUAUCCUCAAAUGUCACUUCCCCAGCUUACCCUCCCGAGUCUAAUGCGGAGGUGGCGAAAAAGAGCGCUUUGGGUAAGAACUAUGAGUAUUUCGAAGGCAACACUAUCUUUUGGCUGGGCGGACGGCUUCAAAAUGCUCGCGAUCGUCCCAUCAAUAUAGCUACGGGCGUGUUCUUGGUCCUUCCGGCUAUCCUAUUUUUUGUGUACUCGGCUCCAUGGCUGUGGCAUCAUGUCUCGCCCGCUGUACCACUAAUAUUCGCUUACCUAUUUUUCAUUUGUUUGUCUUCAUUUCUUCACGCUUCUCUUGUUGAUCCGGGAGUAUUCCCUCGAAAUAUCCAUCCCUUCCCACCCGAGGAGAAUAGUGAUCCCCUCGCUCUGGGGCCACCAACUAAUGACUGGGUCAUGGUACGACUUGCUACCUCACAAACAGCGGCUAUGGAUGUGCCGGUCAAGUACUGCAAGACCUGCAACAUUUGGCGACCCCCUCGAUGCUAUCAUUGUCGGGUGUGCGACAAUUGUGUGGAGACCCUUGAUCACCACUGCGUCUGGCUGAACAACUGUGUGGGUCGCCGCAACUAUCGUUAUUUCUUCGCCUUUGUCACCUCGGCCACCCUGUUGGGUCUUUACCUGGCUUUCGCCUCUUUAGGCCAUGUGCUGGCCUAUCACCGCCAAAGGCAUGUCUCCUUGGGACAGGCGAUAGACCGAAACCGAGUUCCGUUCGCUAUGUUCAUAUAUGGGCUAUUGGGCUUUGCGUACCCGUUUGCAUUAUGGGUGUAUCACUUACUGCUGGUCGGCAAGGGUGAGACAACCAGAGAAUAUCUGGCGUCACGGAGAUUUCCCAAAGCCGAGAGGCAUCGACCUUUCACCCAAGGAAACGUCAUCAAGAACUGGAUCACAGUUCUCGCUCGGCCGAAGCCGGCGACUUAUCUGCACUUUAAGAAAAAGUACGAGGAGGGCGAUCAGCGCUUUGGUGGCCGGCGAGGGGACCGACAAGCAGCGUUGACUGCAGAGGCGAAGAAUGGAGAGAUGGAGAUGAAGCCUGUUCAAGGCUCUCAAAAGACCUUCGAAGGUCCUACAGCGAGGACGUUCUCGAAGCAAGAGGCCCGAUGA
This is a messenger RNA of Cladophialophora yegresii CBS 114405, 1839 nucleotides long. RefSeq lists its product as uncharacterized. Gene Ontology annotation, biological process: peptidyl-L-cysteine S-palmitoylation; protein targeting to membrane. Gene Ontology annotation, molecular function: protein-cysteine S-palmitoyltransferase activity. The transcript is spliced from 3 exons. The record is from RefSeq and is a predicted model, not a curated record. Gene Ontology annotation, cellular component: Golgi apparatus; endoplasmic reticulum. NCBI's taxonomy places the organism in Eukaryota, Fungi, Ascomycota, Eurotiomycetes, Chaetothyriales, Herpotrichiellaceae. Bases 1 to 1839 code for a protein of 612 amino acids.